This is a messenger RNA of Daphnia carinata, 607 nucleotides long. RefSeq lists its product as uncharacterized. NCBI's taxonomy places the organism in Eukaryota, Metazoa, Arthropoda, Branchiopoda, Diplostraca, Daphniidae. Bases 1 to 432 code for a protein of 143 amino acids. The record is from RefSeq and is a predicted model, not a curated record. The transcript is spliced from 5 exons.
AUGACUCUGCACAAAAUAUUAGAUAACAGCAAAGCUAAGAAUGCUCAAAGUUUGAGUCUACAAGCUCAGCUAGGGGAAAAGAACAAAUUGGAACGGAACAGUUUCCAAACAGUGAAGGAGGUUUUUCCAAACUCAAACCUAACUGAACAUGAGGAUGAAUUGGCAUUAGGCGAACACAGUCAGUUAUUCAGUCUACCACCUGACAGUGUGUUAAAUUUAAAUUCUGUUAGUGCUGCACAAAAAGAAUCGUUAGUAAUAAGCCCAUGCAGUGAAGGAAGUGAACAAUUGUGGGACCGUAUUUGGGCCGAAAAUGGGUGUGGUACGGAAACCAAGAUAUGGCACAAGUUCAACAUGAAACAUGGAUUAGAAUUUAAUGGGGGAUCAAAUCAAGUCUGGAAGUGUUACAGGAUGGAAGAGUCAGCCUACAGAUGAAAAAACACUGAGAGUGCAUUACCAUUAAGGUAUGAGGUAAAGUAAUAGAGUAUGCACAUUGUCUAAUGAGAAGUACCAUCUUGUGUUAAUAAAUCCAGUACAACAGCAAUCCUUUAUAGUUCUGUCACAGCUAGAAACCUCAAAUAAUUCUGCUUCUCUGUCUAAAGAACAACUU